Molecule: messenger RNA, 1263 nt
Organism: Hyaloscypha bicolor E
Lineage: Eukaryota; Fungi; Ascomycota; Leotiomycetes; Helotiales; Hyaloscyphaceae
Product: acyltransferase
Exons: 4
Coding region: 1-1263 (420 amino acids)
Cellular component (GO): endomembrane system
Molecular function (GO): acyltransferase activity
Source: RefSeq, a predicted model, not a curated record
AUGGACACCGAACUUAGGCAGAGGGUAAAAAGCUCCCCGGUGCCGGGCAUUGAGCUCGCGGAAGAAGAGCCAAAGGGACAUCCGGGAGGAGAAAUCAAGCAUGGAGCAGCUGUGCAGAUUGUUCGGUUCCUGCUGUUUAUUACGUACUUCCAGGGGUGUUGUUGCUCAAUCGUUGCAACUCAGUUCAUAGGUGCUCCGCUGUACUGGUUUAACAGUGACCUUUACUAUGCAUAUAUGGCCCUGACCAAGCAAUCCUUCGGCAUAUUUGUUACGACCCUAACACAAUGGUGGGCUCCGACGCCGGUGCGGGUUAGCGGGGAUGCUUCGGUGGCGGGGCAAAUAAAGCAAACUGAGGAUGGGAGGGUGGAGCUUAAUUUUCCAGGCAGGGUAGUCUUGAUAGGAAAUCACCAGAUAUACUCCGACUGGCUUUACUUCUGGUGGGCCGCCUACACGAACAACCCCCAAAUGCACGGCCACAUCUACAUCAUCCUAAAAGAAUCCUUAAGCUACGUCCCUGUAAUCGGGUGGGGGAUGAGGUUUUACGGAUUUGUGUUCAUGUCUCGAAAGAUGGCGACAGAUCAACCAAGAUUGGCACACAGGUUGCAGAAAUUGAGGACAGUGCAUGCAGGACCGAUGUCUGGAACUUCCGGACUCGAUCCGAUGUGGCUUUUACUGUUCCCUGAGGGAACGAAUUUAAGUGCCAACACGAGGAAAAAGAGUGCGGCAUGGGCGGAGAAGCAGGGAAUUAAGGACUUCGAGCAUGUGCUUCUACCCAGAAGCACCGGGACUUUCUUCUGCUUGAAUGAGCUGAAGGGAACAGUGGAUUAUGUCUAUGAUUGUACCGUGGCAUAUGGAGGCAUUCCGAGAGGAGAAUACGGCCAAGACUUAUACAGCCUUCGAGGCAUGUACCUUCAAGGCCGACCGCCACCAUCAGUCAACAUGUAUUGGCGUCGUUUUACAGUCGCCGAUAUGCCACUGGAUGAUCACGAAAAAUUCGAGCUAUGGUUGAGAGAGCGUUGGCACGAAAAGGACCUCUUACUCGAGCAUUUCGUCGAACACGGCAGCUUCCCAACUGACAAAGCCGCCGUAAAUGGCGCUUCAAGCGGAGCAGCAAAAGGCGAAGUCGUGGAGACUGAAGUCAAGCUCGGCCACUGGUACGAAGUGUUCAAUAUCUUCAUAAUGUUGGCUAUCUUUGCUUUAUUAGCAAAUAUGUUGGCCAGGGUCUGGAAUAAAGCUCUUUGGGGAAGGAGUUCUGUCUUCUAG